Molecule: messenger RNA, 402 nt
Organism: Botrytis byssoidea
Lineage: Eukaryota; Fungi; Ascomycota; Leotiomycetes; Helotiales; Sclerotiniaceae
Exons: 2
Coding region: 1-402 (133 amino acids)
Source: RefSeq, a predicted model, not a curated record
AUGCCACGCCGUCGCCCCUAUAUCGCCGGGGACUUUGAUAGAUAUUUCGGAAACGUAAGCGAUCUACGAAAUUGGCAGCAAUUAUGCGCGGAUGUGAAAAUUCCUGGGGCGUGGCAUUUGAGGAGUAUUAACGCUUGUAGAAAGGUGGGUUUGAUUGUUGUUUUUGUUGUUUGGGAAGAGAAGAUGGGUUGUGAUUGGGAUUGGAGUUGGGAUUUUGCGCUCGCCAAUGUCCACGUCAAUAUCUGUCAACUAUUGGAAUCAUAUCAGACCGGCGUCCCAGUGCGCAUUUUUCCAGAUAGGGAUAGGCUUCUUGCGUAUACGAUCGAAAAGCGUAUGUUUUAUCCAUUGAGUGAGGCGAAGAGAGGGGGACCGGUUAGGGGAUUACUUUUUAAGAGGGGAUAG